Molecule: messenger RNA, 964 nt
Organism: Ananas comosus (pineapple)
Lineage: Eukaryota; Viridiplantae; Streptophyta; Magnoliopsida; Poales; Bromeliaceae
Product: PLAT domain-containing protein 3-like
Exons: 3
Coding region: 110-676 (188 amino acids)
Molecular function (GO): protein binding
Source: RefSeq, a predicted model, not a curated record
AUUCCUGGGCCGUGGUAGAACCCCACCACAUCGAUCACUCUUUUUUUUUUGCCCUUUAAAUCUCGUUUCCCCCCUCUCUUUUGCUCCCCAAAUCCCCAAAUCCUCAGAAAUGGGCAUCCCUUUCCCCUUCCUCGUCGUCCUCUUCCUCCUCCUCGGCUCCUCCCUCGCCCACUCCACCGCUGCUCCCUCACUCAUCGAGGCCGUCGGAUCCCGAUCGGUCGACGUGGGGGCCGGGGACGACUCGGACAAGUGCGUGUACACGGUGUACGCGCGGACGGGGUCGGUCUGGAAGGCGGGCACGGACUCGGUGAUCGGCGUGGAGCUGACGGGAUCGGACGGCUCCGGGGUGCAGAUCGCGGACCUGGGGAAGUGGGGGGGCCUGAUGGGGGAGGGCCACAACUACUUCGAGCGGGGCAACCUCGACGUGUUCAGCGGGCUCGGGCGCUGCACGACGUCGCCGCCCUGCCGGCUGAACCUGACGUCGGACGGCAGCGGGGCCAACCACGGGUGGUACUGCAACUACGUGGAGGUGACGACGACCGGGCCCCACGCCGCCUGCGCCCAGCAGCUCUUCACCGUCGAGCAGUGGCUCGCCACCGACAGCAAACCCUACCAGCUCUACGCCCUCCGCGACAACUGCGCCGCCACCGCCGCCGGCAAGGACGAGGACCACUGAGCUGCCGACAGCUGGCCUCAUCUGAUCUGAUCUGAUCUGACCUGUCUUCCUUCCCUGUCUCGGCAUUUUUAGUUUUUUUUUUUUCUUUUUUUUCUUUUUUUCCUAUUUUGAUCAGCAGUGCUUGCUAGCUAUGCUGUAUGCUGUAUGCCGUAUGGCCCGUAUCCCGCUGGUGGUGUUUUGGUAUGUGGCAAAUAAAAUGCGGAUGUUCACAUUUGGGCCUAGUCUUUAUCUGGACCAAGCUUGAAUUAAAUAGAAAGAAAUAAAAUAAGAUGGAUGCAGAUUCCUCUA